Molecule: messenger RNA, 4696 nt
Organism: Formica exsecta
Lineage: Eukaryota; Metazoa; Arthropoda; Insecta; Hymenoptera; Formicidae
Gene: sky
Product: GTPase-activating protein skywalker
Exons: 13
Coding region: 770-2596 (608 amino acids)
Source: RefSeq, a predicted model, not a curated record
UGUGUUUAUCUAUUCUAUGGAUUUGACGUAAGAUAGUUCGCGCGCGCGCCGCGUGGCGCGCUCGUCACCAUCGGUAGCGCAGUCACUCUCGUACGCACGUAGUGCAUGGAUGUACCGCGAUCGUACAUCGUACGUGAUUGUACGUGAGAUCGAGCUGUGCGUCCACUGCGUCGUCCGGUCAUUGUGAUUCUUGCGGCAGAGCGAUAUACAGCGCGAGAGACACUGAUCGAAUUCUCAGAGCAGAAGAGAUCUUGGACGAGUGUACACUCGCGCGCGCCGAGAUAUUAUCUCUCGAAGAUCGGAGUGUGUAGUGCGGGAUAUCGAGCGCGCUCGAGCCGUGAUAUGUCGUGCUCGACACAGCAGUGGGGUCGCACGUACAUACAAACAUAUAUACAUGCAUAGGUGGUGAAGUAUAGCCGCGCGUGGACGAACAUCGGACGGCAUCGGAGCGACGUUGACAGUCCAUCGCUGUACGGGCAGGUGCACCUGGGUGCACCGUCAUCCGUUGCCGCGCCGGCAGCCCCGUCUGUCGUCCCUCGUAUCCAUCGUGCUUGCAUGCCACGCUCGGACGCGAGAAUUGGAGCUCCCUGCUGGCGUUUCGCGGGGCUUAUCGAGGUAGGCCGCUUCGCCGAUACCGUGCACGUUCUUAGACUGGCGAUUCGAAGUGCGAUGAAAAUUGAAACAUCCCAGGACCUGACGUAGAUAGCAGGUGGGUGAAUGAAAAUCGCCAGAGUGGCCGCCAUGACAAAACUCGCGCCGUAGUUAAGCAAUGUUAGUGACUGCCUCCCCGAUGGACAAUCCCCCGAAAACGUUGUCGGUGCUCGAGGAGGAGGCGGCGAACAUCGACGACGCGUUCCCGCCGCACGUCGAUACCAGCAACAUUGUCAUACAGCCGGAGUCGCCGACCAACAAGAAGCAAACCUUGAAGACCUUCACCGAGGUGAACGCACUGCUACAAGCCGAACCGCCAAGAAAACGGGAAGUAAAGCUGAUCAUACGGGAGAACGGUUGGCCGCUCAACAACGGCAUUAGGGCGCAACUCUGGCCGGCACUCUGCAAUCAACACGCGCAAGGCAAAAACAUGCUCAACGGAUUCUAUUGGGACAUGGUGAAUCAAGUCUUUGGAACAACAGAAUUACCAGAAAAGUCAAUCAUGCUACCACCGUUCGUCGAUAGUACACAUUGCUUAUCUUACAAUUUAACGAUAAAGGGCAGAAACGUAGCGGACAGAAUCGUAUCGGUACUGGGAUACGCUUGUCCUGACAUCACCUACAGCCCGUCCCUUUAUCCAUUAACUGCACUUCUCUUGCAUUUUGUGCCAGAGGAGGAAUGUUAUCACUGUAUGGCCACUUUGGUAGCAGCCAAAGAGAAAAUGUUCAUCACGCAAACUAAACUGCUUUACGAAGUUACGUGGAAAACCGUAGAACAGAUCACCAAAAAACACGUCAAAUCAGCUGCUGUACAUUUAGCGAGGCAUUGCUCCGGCUCAAGAGCAGAAAGAAUCUACAUGGACUGGAUCUGGUGGAUUCUUCAACUUCUUCCAUUUCAACAUCUAGUCAGGGUUAUGGACUGUUUUCUUCACGAAGGCAUUAAGGUCUUCUAUCGGGUUGCUAUGGCUAUAGUUUUAUUAUUCUAUAAGCAUUCUUCGUCGCAGAGUUCGGAAUGGAUGAAUGAGAUUUCGAGGAAUGGCAUAGAUGCUGCUCUAUCUAAGUUUUGUAGACAAAUACCAGUGACGCCCGCCAAGUUUCUGCGCACUGCUUUUGGGAUUCGCGGACUCAGCUCAGCAUACAUAUCACGGGUCUUUCUACGCACGGAAAUGGCUCUCAAGAGUAAGAGUGUCUUGACGGGACCCCGAUCCUUAGCCAGAUCACGCUCGACAGACAAUCUGCCUACCAGUCAGUCCCAAGUCAAUAUUCAGAUGAUGUCACACACACUCACAAUACGAGAAAAAGAAUGUGAAGACACGUACAAAGACAGGGGCGCACACAGUCCUGGACCACGCGCCCUGUCAAUGGGUGUUUACCCCAUACAAAGUAUAUGCUCCCAGAUCCUAGAUAUGCCUGAUUUAUUUACCUUAUGGUCGUGGCUACCGAUGAGAAUCACGAUGUACCAGCCUAUUUUGUUAUAUACGACCGAGGAACAUGGAUGCUCGUUAACGACGUUCUAUGUACGAGUUGAGCAACACGAGCCGACCCUUCUGAUGAUAAAAACCUGUAACAACGAGGUAUUUGGAGCUUACUGUUCGACAAGAUGGUGCGAGCGUAAUUUGAAAGAUGACAGAGGGCACAGACAAGCGUAUUUUGGUACUGGCGAGACAUUCCUGUUCAGCUUAUAUCCUGAGCGAGCCAAGUAUCCUUGGAUAGGCAUGGAUUCAUCGCACAACGAUUCCAGAGUACAUCACUCGGCUGAACUAUUUAUGGCCGCGGAUUCGAGAAUGAUAACUAUCGGUGGCGGAGACGGUCAGGCGAUCUGGAUGGAUGAAAACAUAAGAUUCGGCAAGACAGAUCGAUGUUCGACCUUUAACAAUCCACCUCUCUGUGCCAGUGGUGAUUUCGAGAUCAGAGUGUUGGAGGUAUACGGCUUUUCGGGUGCCUGAAGAGAGGGAACAAACAGCGGUGUAUUAGUUUGUUUAUUCCCUACUGCCAUUUAGCGACUCUCUUUCUACAUAUACGUACUAAACGUACUGUGUUAUGUGUCAUAAAUGUGUCCCCGCGUAUCGCCCUCUUUAGGAAACUAGCAUGCAAACAACGCACAACAUAGAAUUUAUUCCAAUGCAGGAGGACAAAAAUAUUGUAUUUGGUUGUAUAUAGACAUAUAUACACAAUUUGCAUUUUCUUUUUCUCAUUUUCAGAUUGUGAGAUAGUUCGAGUACAUUAAUUUGGUAUUAAAAUUUAAAGGAAAUAUUGGUAAGUGUAUAUAUUUACACAGAAAAAAUGAGUAUAGAAAGAAAGAUAAAAGCAUAAAUAACUUUAUAUAUAUGUUAUGACAAAAAAUUUGAUUGUUCUAUAUUAAUAAUGUAAUACCAAGUGUAUAAGGUUCAUUAUGUUCAUCUAUAAGUAUCCAGCUGACUGGAUUUUUUAUAUAGAUCUAAUAAUCUAUAGCAUAUUCCUGUAUAUUAAAUGUAUAAUUAAAUGUAAAAAUACUUCAAAAAAACUUUUACGUUCUUCUAAACGAAGCUAUUUAACCCUAAAAAGGAUUUCCGCCAAAUAUCAGUUUUGAAAUAAUUACUUGAUAUAUCCUUGCUAAACUCUUAAAUUUUACUAGAUUUAAUUUCGUAAUAUUUAUUUGGUCGAGCAAUUGAAAAGAAAAAUAAUGUUAUUUAUAGAAAAUAAAAAUAUUACAAUUUUUCGCAUUUAUAUGAUACAAAAAAAAUAUAUGAAGUAAAAACUGAUUAAAUCUUAUCAAAUAUAUAUAAAGUGACAUCUAUGUUUAUAAACUGUUAAUUUAAAAUUAAUUUAUUAAAACUGAGGUAUAUAAUAAAAUACAGAAAUUAUAAUAAUUAUAAUUGGAACAUUGAGACUGCGAUAUAACAUUUGUUUAAAUACCAUAUAUAUAUAUAUAUAUAUAUAAAUAUAAUAUGUGUACAUAUUCAUUUAUUAUUGUUUUUUUUCCUAAUUCUUAACAUAAUAUAAUAAAUUAUGAAGAGCUGGCAAGGUAGUUAAUAAUUAAACAAAGCAAUAUAAGUUUAUAUAGAUAAUGUAGAGAUAUGUGCGUGAAGUCCUCAUUAAGAACUCUGAUACUAUACAUAAUAAUAUUGAAAUUAAUAUAUACUGUGUAAGAAAAACAUAAUAAAUAUUAUGUUUUUUUUACAGACAAUCUAUAUGCAAUCAAAUCAAAUAUCUUUGUCCUAGAUUGGAUACAUUUCACAGUGUACAUUGAGAGACACGCUCUGCCAAGUGACAACUUCUUGCGACAAUUAUUGUCAACUAUACAUCUUCCGACUAUUAUUGGUGGCAAUAAUUGAUUAACAUCGAGUAUAAUUCUUGAGACUCAUAUAUAAUCUUUAAUGAUAUACUGAUAAUGAUGGUUUUUCAGAGCAAUUAUUCGUCAACGAUAUAAUUAUCAAGAGUAUUGUCGGUAGUAAUUGAUCAAUAUCAAUCACUUAUAGAUUCAUAAAACAAGUAUGUUUUAUGGAUUUGUAAGUAUUUAUAGUUAUAAGAUAAUUAGAAUUACAUUUCGAACGCGGGUAGCUUAUUAUGCCAAUUAUUGUCGGCAAUGUAGUUGCAAAGUGUUGCGGGCAAUAAUUUGAUAAUUUUAUGUAUGGAUUAAUCCAUACGCGAUAAAUAAAAAGGUAUGUUUAUAUUAAUAAAAUAUUGUAUUUUUUUCUAAACAUACCUUGGCAUAUCGAGAAAUGUAUCUACGAUUGCUUAUACAAUAGUAGUAUUGCUUAUGAAUAUAUCGAGGCGAGAAAAGUAAGACUAUAGACUUUGGCGUUUCCUCUGCCUCUUGAGAUUAUUUUUUUUUGUCAUUUUCUUCAUUUUCAAAUACAAUGAUCAUUCUUUCAAUUUUGCAUGCACAUCUAGACGCUUCGGCGGCGGGUGACUUUACAUUAAAUUUGUUAAUUAAGUAAAUCCGGAUUAUGCGAUAUGGGAAUAUUCGUCCUAAGCAUAUUGAUAUCUUAAAAUCGGAAUAUCGAUCCAUUGUUUGAAAAGAUAGAAACGAUGUUACAUGUUUGAAUAAAGAACAUGCAGUAAAC